Molecule: messenger RNA, 1749 nt
Organism: Leguminivora glycinivorella
Lineage: Eukaryota; Metazoa; Arthropoda; Insecta; Lepidoptera; Tortricidae
Product: transmembrane protein 87A
Exons: 12
Coding region: 149-1711 (520 amino acids)
Biological process (GO): retrograde transport, endosome to Golgi
Cellular component (GO): Golgi apparatus; membrane
Source: RefSeq, a predicted model, not a curated record
AUAUAAUUGUCAAAUGCGGCUGCGGCGUAAGGAGUUAAGGAAAGGCUGAAUUUUGCGAUUAAAAGAAAAGAAAAUGUGGUUUAGAGGCGGUCGGGAGAGAGUAAAAUAAAUUACAGUUCCUUUUCCUUAAAUUUAAGUUUUAUUUAUAAUGUUACGGCUACUCUGUGUAUUUUUAUUAGCGACCGUCAAAGUUUCACAUUGCUUUUCCGAUGUUGGGAAAUGGGAUUUGCCGUUGAGUGGGGAACUAUGCCAGUUUACGCUGGCUAAAUCAUUAUUUAAAGAAUCCAGAGUCAUAGUAACAAUUGCCUGUGACAAUGUGGACUCUAACCUGACUGUGUCAUACCGUUGGGAGCAAAGCUCAUGUUCUCCUGACUACUUCCAUUAUUUUGAAAAGCGUAUUGUAGUAUGCACAAAGCCCCCCAGCGAUGUGGGCAACAGAACAAUGCUUCCCCAUGCCAAUGGCGAGCGCAGGAUCGCAUGCCCAAGCAAGCACACCAUACCCAUUCCAGAUGACGGCGCUAUUGCCAAAGCUGAUGGCAAGAAAGAGGCUGGGAUCACUGCACAAUCUAAAUUUCCCCCACUUAUCACCGUGGAUAAGGAGGGUAUCUACAUUUUAAGCAUGGCAGUGCUAAGUACGACUAAGUUUAAUGGCACAGUGCAUAUAGAGAUGGUGUCCGGCAGCAGUUACCUAUCUGCUGCCAUCUACCCCUUAUUACCGUUGUUCGGCGUGAUGGGCGCCGUGUACACGGUGCUGUGCGCGGGCUGGCUCACGGUGUGCGCGCUGCAGUGGCGCGACCUGCUGCGCAUCCAGUACUGGAUCGGCGGCGUGGCGCUGCUCGGCAUGGUGGAGAGCGCUACUUACUACGCUGUAUACUCCUCCAUCGACCGCACCGGAUACUUCAACGCGGAGGCGUACAUGUUCGCGGAGUGGAUGUCCGUGGCGAAGCGCGCGCUGGCCCGCAUGCUCGUCAUCAUCGUGUCGCUCGGCUUCGGCAUCGUCAAGCCGAGGUUGGGGCCGGCGCUGCAGCGCGUGGUGGGCACCGGCGUGCUGUGGGGCGUGCUGGCCGCCAUCGAGGCCUGGCUGAGGCUGCACCACAAGGCUGAUGACUCGAAUCGCGACCUGCUGCUGUCCGAGGCGCCCAUGUCGCUCCUGGACAGCGCCAUCUGUUGGUGGGUGUUCGUCUCGCUCGCACACACCAUGCGCACGCUGCAACUGAGGAGGAACUCGAUCAAGCUGUCCCUGUACCGGCACUUCACGAACACGCUGAUCUUCGCCGUCAUCUCCUCCGUGGUGUUCAUGCUGUACUCCAUUAAGGCCUUCCGCGUCCUCCCCUGCAUCACUGACUGGAAGGAGGUGUGGAUGGACGAGGCGUACUGGCACAUCCUGUUCGCCAGCGUGCUGACCGUGAUCAUGGUGCUGUGGCGGCCCACCAACAACAACCAGCGCUACGCGUUCACGCCGCUGCUCGACAACGCGGACGACGAGGAUGACGAAGAAGAAGAGCAGUUCGUAAACGACGCGUACGGCGUGAAGAUGCGCAGCUCGAACUCCGGCACCGGCGAGGAGCGGGAGGCGCCCGAGCCGACCACCAACUCGCUGGACUCCGACCUGCGCUGGGUCGAGGAGAACAUCCCCACCAGCACGCUGCCGCUGCUAGACUCCGACGAGGAAAUCAUCAACACAAAGUUCGAAGUGUCCAAGAUGCAGUAAACAAAGUUACUUAAAAUAUACGUGUAAAGUAUUUAAAA